AUCCCAACUUUCUCACCUUGACGGGAACGGAGCGCUCCCGAUGUGUCCCCUCCCGCCGCCCUCCCUGCCGGCCCAGCCUCCCCAGGAGGGCCGUCCGACGGGCCGGGCUCGCCUCGCCAGCUGCCCCCUGUCCCUCUAGGAGGAGAAACCCGAGUAGGGGGGUGUCCCUGGGCACAGUCCCCUCGGUCCCCGCCGCCCGGGGCCGGGCUUGAUGCGGCUGCCAUGGGGCUCGGGGCUCCCCUCGGACCGUGCCUGCUGCGGGCAGGGCUGCUGCUCGCCCUCUGCCCCGCCGCCGCCAGCACCUGGAUGUGGCUGGGCAUCGCCGCCGCCGGCGGGCCCGAGAAGCCGGGCUGCGCCAGCCCUCCGCUGAGCCGCCGGCAGCAGGAGCUGUGCGAGCAGAAGCCGGAGCUGAUGCCCGCGAUCCGGGAGGGAGCGCGCCUGGGGCUCCAGGAGUGCCGCAGCCAGUUCCGACACGAGCGCUGGGACUGCCGCUCGCCGCCCGCCGCCCGCCGCGGCCCCGCCGCCCUCGGGCAGCAGCUCAGCAGCGGCACGAAGGAGACGGCGUUCGUGUCGGCAGUGACGGCGGCGGGGCUGGUGCACUCGGUGACACGGUCGUGCAGCGCUGGGAACAUGACCGAGUGCUCCUGCGAUGUCACCCUGCGGCACGGCGGCUCGGCCAGCGAGGGCUGGCACUGGGGCGGCUGCUCCGACGACAUCCACUAUGGAAUGGCCUUCAGCAGGACCUUCCUGGACCUGCCUUUCAAGAACAUAACAGGCAAGAGCGGACUGGCGGCGAUGAACCUGCACAACAACGAGGCUGGGAGGCAGGCUGUAGCAAAGCUGAUGUCUGUGGAUUGCCGUUGUCAUGGUGUUUCUGGGUCCUGUGCUGUGAAAACUUGUUGGAAAACCAUGUCAUCCUUUGAAAAGAUUGGCCGCUUUUUAAAGGACAAGUAUGAAAACAGCAUACAAAUAUCAGACAGACUGAAAAAAAAGCUGCGCAGGAAAGAGAAAAGCCAGAGGAAAAUACCAAUCGGGAAAGAGGACCUGCUGUAUGUGAACAAAUCACCCAAUUACUGCGUCGAAGACCAAAGACUGGGGAUCCCUGGCACUCAGGGCAGAGAAUGUAACCGCACCUCGCAGGGGCCCGAGGGCUGUAACCUGCUGUGCUGUGGGCGCGGGUACAACACCCACGUCGUCAGGCACGUGGAAAGGUGCGAGUGCAAGUUUGUCUGGUGCUGCUAUGUGCGCUGCAGGAGGUGCGAGACCAUGACCGACGUACACACCUGCAAGUAAGAUGAAGUACAGGAAACCUGGCCAGACCAUCCAUGCUGUGUGGUGCACUGGGGCAGCAAUCACUGUUACCGUAUGGGAUUUCAGAGGGAUCGGCCUCAGGGGGAACAGGUACUGCCGGACAACGGGGAGCCCAAGCAUGCCGCGACCGAAACAGCUGAGCAAACACCAGGCUGCAUGCAGGGACAGCUUAGACAGCAAAAAAGGACUCCUGAUGACACAUUUGAACGUGUUACUCCAUGAACAGGGACAGAUGCUAAACUUUUCAAGCGUUCAAUAGACACGGUGUCCUGAAGAUCCAUGUGGUGGGUAGGUACAGUGGAGAAAUAUCAAGAUCUCAUUGAGCCAGAGACAGAAGAGUUAAGAGAGUUUGCAAGACACAUUGGAUAUAGUCCUUAUGUCUGUGCUUUUAAAACUGGGACUAGAUGGAUCCACUACAUAGUUAAUUUUUGCAGACUUCAGAAAAACCCACAAAGGUAGGGAAGGAGUUCAGCUGUUGACCACAAAGCAUUUGCUUUGCAGCCGUUCAGAAAACUGCCUUCUGCAUAAUGUGCAGGAAAGUGUUGGGAAGUGAGGAACAUGUGUGACUGCAGAGAGCUCAGCAGUGUCUGCUGGAAAAGGAGGGUCAAGUGGUGCCCAGGGGAGAGAGGCAGCAGAAUGUGAAUGGGGUACCAAAUAGCAAUUUCAGGAUUUUUAACAUGUUGUCCUUCAAACAUGCAAGGGAUAAGUCUGCAUAGGGACCAGUUUGACAUUUGAAGGAAAUAAAAUCCUCUGCAGGCAUUUCCCGAGUAUCUGAGCACAUGUUCUGUAAGUCAGCUGGUUGUCACCCCACUCUUGAAUUCUAUGCAAUAACCUGCUGCAUUCAACAAUCUCACUGGUGGUUCACCAUCGUUAUCAAAAUUUAACACAUGAGAUUUAGACCAAAGGAAUCUGCCAUAAAGCAAAGGAUUUUUUAAAACAUAUUUUCUGUAUAGAAUCAGCAGCUAGAAUUUUUCAUUAGGUUGCAUCCUCAGUAAGUUCAAUGCACAAAGUAAUUUAUAGAUUGACUCACACCACUAAAAUAUUUAAACUGUUAAUGAUAACAUUUUCUCUGUCUCCAUAUGUUGGCUUAAUUUUAUUUUACAUCUGUGAAAGAUUGUUUAUUUUUAUGCAGCGAUUUAAUGCCUGGCUUAAAAAGCAUCAUGUGAAAGGAUUACUGUUGUUUAAUUGUGCAAAGAACUAUUUUUGAUAAGACAAGAAAGUUUAUAUUUUGUAAAUAUUUAAAUUAUGCAAGUUAUGUAAAAGGUUUCCAAAACUAAUGUGAUAAGACUACAGCCCUUGAGAUUUGUUGGUUAGAUAUUUGUUGAUAUUGUAGUAGCCUUUAAUUGAUUUUUAUUUGCAUGUGCUGGGGGAAAUGAGUCAGAGAACUGCAUAAAUGUUAGGGGUUUUUACCAUCAGGGUGGUUAUAACUAUUGCAGUUCAUACACACUGAUGAGAAACACUAUGACUUUGUAAAUGAUCAGUUAAUUAGUAUUAUGCAUACUUUCCUUUUCAUUAUUCUCUUAAAUACAUUUUACAAACAUUGAAAUCCCAGGUCCAGCAGUAAGUUGUCCCACUGAAAUCAAGGGAACUUGGAAGGGUUUGCAAUCCCUUUUCUUCUUUCACACUAACAGCCAGUUUUUAGAAACUUGGGACAGUUUGGCUGGGGCUUUCAAAGUUACUUUGAAGAAUUAAUUUCCUAGUUGUCAGUUAUUUUUCCUGGAAAGAUGGUACCCAGAUUCUGAACUGUCACUCUUUAUUGGAUGUGUAGGUCAGGAAGAAGGAAACAAAAUCUUCUGUGUUGUGGUAUUUCAUUGCCUUUAUGUGGAUUAUCAUAGGAACAUCAGUUCAGCAACAGUGGAGUCCAUUAUCUGCUAUUUGGACCUUUACUCCACAUUGGCCAGUCCAUCUCCAUUGGCCUGACCAAAUUAUUAUCUUGGGACCACAAAAUCUGCUGUCUUUGGGAAGGGUGCUCAGCAUGCCUCACUGACACAGGAGGUUUCAACACCUUCUCUGUGAAAACUUGGUAGGGAGAACAUAUAAUGGUGGAAGACCCUGAAAAGAAAGUUGUGACCCCAGGCUGUUUCCACAUGAAAACAAACCCACAGGUUCCUCAAGCUGUGCCACAGGACUGACUGGCAGCAAGGAUGGAAGAUGACAAAAAAGUCCAGACAGAACAGUAUCAUACUCUCUGCUGAGACCAUAUUUGGGAUAAUACAAUUUUGACCACUUAAAUAACCUUGAAAUAUUAUUUGAA
This is a messenger RNA of Parus major (Great Tit), 3565 nucleotides long. RefSeq names its product Wnt family member 16 (gene WNT16). Gene Ontology annotation, molecular function: frizzled binding; cytokine activity. NCBI's taxonomy places the organism in Eukaryota, Metazoa, Chordata, Aves, Passeriformes, Paridae. Gene Ontology annotation, biological process: cell fate commitment; multicellular organism development; canonical Wnt signaling pathway. The record is from RefSeq and is a predicted model, not a curated record. Bases 223 to 1293 code for a protein of 356 amino acids. Gene Ontology annotation, cellular component: extracellular region. The transcript has 4 exons.